AUGCAUCCACACAGUAUCUACGCCCUCAUGUUGUCCAUUGGGGCGGUGCUGGGAGUGAUAUUGGCAUGCUACCUUCCAGGGGUAGCAGCCUGCUCGGCCAGCCAGCUGCUAGAAGGAGACUUUCGGACGAAUCCUCUAACUUCUCGUUGCACGUCAUGCAGCGCAGCCUUCCUUGGCAGCAUAUGCCAAGAUGCAUGUUUGAUGCUCUUCUUUCUUGGCUUCGUGCUUUGGAUAUAUGGUCAUUUUCUCCAUCGGGCUACAGGCUGCAAAAUCUUCACUCUUGGGCAAGACCCAGCUGAUCUGGGAGGUGUCAGUUUGCUAGGAGCUUCUCUGCGGUGGUCGAUGUUGAUGUGUUCACUUGCGGGCGGACUGUCUGCGUUCAUCGAACUUACUGCCAAAGAUGAGAAGUGCAGCUCAAGCUUUGUUGUCUACUCGCCAAGCAUGGAGGCAUCAGAGCCCGGUAUUAUGUGGAGAAAGGCAUGCUGCAGUUUGGUCUGGAUUGCCUUUGGAACGCACUGCUUGGCAUUGUGGCAGGGCCAGGCAGUGAGUUUAGCUGGCAAUGCCAGUGUCCCCGUCUCCGUCUGUGUCUCAUGGGCUGGCUGCAGCAUGUUUGUCUUUCAAGUCUCACGCUUCGUGAUGGUCUCGUGGCUCCCUGUGGUAUGUGGCCAGGGAUGGCUUGUUGUCCUGAUUGUUUUUGGUUCCUGGUCACGUGAUGUGCAGACGCGGCCAUACUGGGUGGCAGUUCUUGCAGCAUUUGCAUCGACUACUUUGUAUGUUGGUGCUGGCAUUGCCGUCCGAAUGUUCCUUCUCUCAGGCGGCAGCGGCCGAACUACGGCAGUGCUGCUUAUGUCUUUCUUGGCGUGGCCCUGCGGUGGGUUGGUCUGGGCUGCAGUUGGCUGGGAGUUCCAAAAUCACUUCCGGUUCACAACUUGCUCCGCUGACAUGUUAGUGCCACCGGUCUUUCUUGGAAUCAUUGGCGUUGUGUGCGCGGGGCACAUUUACAGGCCACUGGAACCUGUUGCCGCGACGAUCUUAAGCUCAUUCGCACUGACAACUCUAAUCCUUUUCUGGAUUCGUCAAUCUCACUGGCGCCUUUUCUUCAGGAUGAAAUUCAGUGAGCCACAAAGAAAUGCUUUGCUGGCAGCAGAAGGUGGACCAGAUUCUCCUCUUCCCUCCAGAUCGCUGGAUGUGCAGGCAAAAGUGCUGCAUCUUGGAAGGCCAUUGCCAUCUUGGCCUGGCAUGAUGGACGUCCGGCCACGCCUGCAGUCUGCCCAGACCAUGCUCCAAGCUGCCAUAGAGCCGGGACGUCACUUUUUCAAAAGCACGAAGCUCAGCAACAAUGUUGAAAGCAACAAUCUGCCAAUGGUGGACAAGCUCGAGGUAUUUCGCCUGGCAGAAGCUGGACGUUGCUUCUGGGGGUUGCAUCUCUUGAUUGUCCUAUUCAUGUGGAUCGCUCCCGGGGUGUGUGGAGAAAGCUUUGUGACAUACCAGGUGCAAAAACCACUUCAUAACUUGACAGCCAUAGGAAGGAACUUUACGUCCAGCAUUCGAAUCGGGCAUGCAGAUUGGGAGGCUGCAGCUGAGCAGUCCGAGGCUGUGGAGACGGUGGGCCGAACCUGGUGGAGCGGUAUCUCAUACUUGUAUUGCUCGGUGCUGGGCACGUAUCUCGUAAUGAGCCUGAGCCUUGCAGCUGUGUGGAUCACAUCGGGAAUGUUCAGUGCUUCAUCGUCGAUGCUUGCGGCUUUCACUUUGUUGGUGGAUCUCGAUGCUCUGGCACGCAAGCUCAUUAGCAUACGCGACGCUAGUCGAGGGGGUGACAUACCGUCAGCCUUACCUUUGUUCAUGCUAGUGGGACCUGACAUUUGGAGUUUCUUUGGGACAGUGAGAUUGGCCAGAUCGACGCACACUCAACUUUACAUUCUUCUAUGCGGUACGUUGAGAUUCCCUCUCCUGCCAAUGCCUUGA
This is a messenger RNA of Symbiodinium sp. CCMP2456, 1965 nucleotides long. Lineage: Eukaryota; Dinophyceae; Suessiales; Symbiodiniaceae. The record is from the annotation of a GenBank genome assembly.